UUAUUACAAGAACAAAGUCGACAGUUAACAGAGUUAUCUACAAGAUUAGAGAUGUAUGCUACAGAUGGUGAAGAGAAACGUCAUACUUUAUCAGCAGCUGCUCAGGAUCUGUCAGAAAUCAAGAGUGAAUUAAGAAGAAAGGAACAGACAAUAAGACAACUAAAUAAACAGACCAUGCAAUAUGAAUUUGAUAAGAAAUCAUUUGAAGGAAAUUUAACAGAUGCUGAAAAUGCUUUGAGAACGGCUGCCAAAGAUAAAGAAGUUCUAGCUAACUAUAUCAGAUCAGUAGAAAAAGCUUUACUUGAGGGUAAAAGACAGUUCCGUCAAUCACCAGAAGGUCGUGAAGUUACUUUAUCUCAGUUACUAUUAAAUACUGAUCUAAUACCUAGUGAUAUCAGUAAAGCUGGUCCAGAAUUAAUAGCUUGUCAGAAUCUGGUAGCAGCCUUUAUUGAUGUGUAUCAUUCAGCUACAUCUAAAAUCAAAUCACUAGAAGAAGAGGUGGUAGCACAUAGACAACAUGUGGAGGCUAUGAAACGAGAACUUAGUGAUACUAUACAUAGAGAA
Messenger RNA from Lottia gigantea (owl limpet), 564 nucleotides. RefSeq lists its product as hypothetical. The transcript is spliced from 5 exons. The annotation marks the transcript as partial. Lineage: Eukaryota; Metazoa; Mollusca; Gastropoda; Lottiidae. The record is from RefSeq and is a predicted model, not a curated record.